UUUUUUUUUUUUUUUUUUUUUUUUUUUUUUUCUCUCUCUCUUCCUGUCUCCCUCUCUCUGUCUCUCGCUGUCUCCCACUCCCGGCUGGGCAGUGAACUGUCGAUCUUGGCGAAAAGAGGUAAAGAGCCAAGUCUCUCUACGGUGCUCAUGAAAGGACCAGCCAGGCGAGAUGAUCGACCCACAGUAUUAACCCUGGCCCUUGCCUUUUCCCUUUUCUUCUCUUCUCCUCUCGCUUGUUUUUUUUUCUCCGUUUGGCUCUCUUAUUUUCCUAUAGCCUCUCCACUAUAGGAUUGUCUCUGGGUGAAAUAGUCGCAUGGUGCUGUGCUCGCACAUGGUG
This is a messenger RNA of Pyricularia grisea, 337 nucleotides long. RefSeq lists its product as uncharacterized. NCBI's taxonomy places the organism in Eukaryota, Fungi, Ascomycota, Sordariomycetes, Magnaporthales, Pyriculariaceae. The transcript has 2 exons. The annotation marks the transcript as partial. The record is from RefSeq and is a predicted model, not a curated record.